Messenger RNA from Notolabrus celidotus (New Zealand spotty), 2539 nucleotides. RefSeq lists its product as uncharacterized. Gene Ontology annotation, cellular component: apical junction complex; focal adhesion; extracellular exosome. Gene Ontology annotation, biological process: cytoskeleton organization; acrosome assembly; regulation of viral entry into host cell. Gene Ontology annotation, molecular function: cell adhesion molecule binding. The record is from RefSeq and is a predicted model, not a curated record. The coding region runs from base 587 to 1321 and encodes 244 amino acids. The transcript has 6 exons. Lineage: Eukaryota; Metazoa; Chordata; Actinopteri; Labriformes; Labridae.
AAUGUGUGGCAGCAGGGAGAGAACAAAAAGUCGGAAAUGCUUCUGUUUGCUAAAUUUGAAUCUACAAACAAAAGAGAAAUACACUUUUUGAGUAUUCAAAAUAUUUAUUAUUCGGGUAAAAUAACUGACGGAUGAAGAAAUGCUUCCUCUGUGUUUCCUCAGUCUCUGUAGUGACUUUUUAUCAGCCUGUGAAUACAUUGAUUUGACUUACACAGGUGUCUGCACGCCUUAAUGCAGGUUUUGGUCUCACUUGUUUGUGGUCUCGUUUCGUGUGAGUGCUCGGUCAGUUUAGAUGCCGUUAUAUCUUUGACAUCGUCCCCACCCAAUGUUCCUCUUUGCAAAUGAUGGUUUCUUCUUCUUUUUUAAUGAUUAAGGAAGGCUAACUUUCAUUUUUGAGACUUCUCUCUCAUUGCCACACUGCAUUUUUUUUUCUACUGAUGCAUAGCACGGAUCUGUGUUCCUAGAAGUGCGUCAGUAAUUUCAUAAUACAGCGUACAGAAAAAACAAUGACCAAAGUAACAGUGUUACCUAAUGAGAUGUAUUAAUUUUUAAAAGUUGUUUCUGUCCACUACAAACCUGUUGCACUAUGAAAUAUCCUAACAAGUCACAUCUGAUACUGCUGCAGUUUUUGUACAUUUCAUCACUUCGAGGUCAGGAGGCAGAAAAAAUCAGAGUCUUGUCUGAAGUAAUUGGAUAUGUUGGCCAUGAUGUCAACCUGCCAUGUCACCUCACCACUAAGACAAAAGACAACAUUACUCUGGUUGAGUGGAAGCUCGAGAAGCCAGGAGAUGAAACGAUUACCAUUGUUGUUUCUCACGGUAGCGAAAAAACUUUUGCAAACAAUACAUCUCUGAAAGACAGAGUGAAUAUUUCAGAACAAUCUUUGAUCAUUCGAGAUCUGAAAAUGGAGGAUGCAGGGUCCUACAGCUGCAUCCUUGCAACCUUUCCUAGUGGUAAUUUGAAAGGAACCACCAAACUUGUCGUGCGAGAAAAGAUGAUGCUAUCAUCAGGGGUGAUCUCUGCCAUAGUGAUCUCUGUCGUGCUGCUGUUAGUGAUCCUGACAGCUGUAGCUUAUCUCAUCUUUAUAAGAAGACUGGGUUCUUUUGUCAGACACAGCGUCAUCAUCGAUACUGAAGGUCCAGUCAGGGAUGUGCUCCGGCCAUCUGUUCUUGUCAGAGAGCAGGAUGUGGUCUAUGCUGACGUCAAGUACAAACCAUCCAGAGUAGCUGAACCUUCAUCGAAUGACAAAUAUGCAGAGGCGGUGCAUGAUGAUGAUGUCACAUACUCCCAGGUUGUAGUGCCACGUCGAUUGCCUGAUUGAGAUAAAAUGUGAGCUGCAGUUGAUGUUGAAGAUCACUUUUUGUGUACUUGCAGCAUUAAGAGCAAAAAUAAAUGCUGCUUAUACUGCUGUAUGAGAAAUGUAACAUUUACCAGAUUUUCAUACUGUUUAAAAAAGGGAACAAAUAUGUACUGUACAUGCAGAAUAAUCACAAUGAUUAUAAGGUGUUAAGCACAGAAUAACAGGAAACAUUUGGUAAAAAUCCUAAGCUAAAAAACUUCCCCCAAAGUUGUGUUUGCGUUGGGACUAUGAACAUUAGCAGACCACAUGAACAAGUCAGAUGAUGAUUUUGUGACCAGACUGAAGCUUGUGGUUGAGGAGUAAGGCAGAAGCAUAUCUCAAAAUAACAUCACCAUAAUUCCGUUCACGCAAUAAGACCUCUUUUAUGAGUCACUUUAUCUUAUAGGAAGAUAAAUAGUCUUUACAGCCAAGCUAAAAGCUCUGUAACGUCAGACUUCAUCAUGUUAGCAGGCAAAUAUUUUUAGAAUUAGUUCUAAAUACCUGAACAACUGAAGCCAAUGUGAAUGUCUUUAGUUCUUUUGUUCAGCAGGUAUUUUGACAAAAGAAAUGUAGAGAAUUAUUUUUUUAUUUGGAAUGGAUGAUGGCAAAAGAUGGGCACCAUUCAUUUCUGUAUCUUAGUCGUGAUAAUUUAUGGACAAGUUGUUGAGAUUCUUGACAAAGCGCUGACAUGUGGGAGGCUCUACAGUAAAAGUCUGAGGGCUCAGAUGAUUGAAUGGCCUUACAGUGUAUCCUCUGGGGGCAUUUAUCAUCUUACUGAUAAGUCAGUAAUAAACAACAAUUCAUAACCUCCAACAUGUCAUCAAGGGGAAAAAAGUAUUUUGAGCUUGCCACACUGUGCUGUAGCCGAGAGGUCCCAUUCAGACAGGAACUGUGAAAACAUUAUUACCAUGAGAGAUUUCAACCAGGUUUUUGUUCCCCUUUUACAAUCUGAUAACCGUCAAAGCUGCAAGACUGAAAGGGGAACAAACUUUGCAUGACACACUCAUGUUACGUGUCAAAAAAGGCACGAGCUGAACAUGUCCAGUGGAGGUAAAGGGUUUAUCAGUCUGAGGGAGAGUUGGUGUGGUUGUGUGGUUGUACUGUGUCACUUAAUUGCCUCUUUCCUGAUCCUGCUUUAUUCCUCAGACUUAUGUUAUAAUGCAAUAACUUCAAAUAAAAGAUACAGAACACAUAUUUUGA